AUGUCACGUAUGUUCCCCACUCACAUAAUUGGAUCUUUUCCUCCACACAGCAUUGCCCAGCAGUCAGCAUCAAAGAUACAAUAUGACACACGAUUCUCUCUCGUUCCCCUGGAGGUUCUCUACUCCAUAAUCGGUCUCCUGAGCCCACCUGAUCUUUCGCGCUUAUCUCAGACGUGCAAACAAAUCCACCAACUAGCCACCCCGUGUCUUUGGAGAAGCUACCGCAAAUACAACCAGCAGCCUUACAACUCAUUCCUGCGGACUAUACUCAUCAACCCAGACCUAGCCAACCACAUUGAAGAGCUUCGCGUGGCGGAUGUAACCCAAGAUGACCCUCGCGAAAUCUCAGAGGAAGAUAUCCAAUCGUUCCAGCCAGCAGUCUCAAAGCUCCCACUUCCUGCCGAAUUCAAAUAUCGCCUGAAAGUGGGGAUCAGAGAAGGGUACAGCGAUCCUAUGCUUGCUGUUAUACUCUGCAAACUACCCAAUUUGAAGAAUCUGUUCCUAGACCGGCCUGAGAGCUGCGACCUGAUAUGUGAGCUGUUUGACCACGCUGAUUCGUGCGAAUUUUCCGGCCUUGACAACAUCCGACGAUUCUCCAUAGAAACCGAAGACUAUGCGUUUUCCGUGGGACCUUGUCACGAGUAUGGGGGCGUUCUUAACAUGAUGCAUGAGGUGCAAAUCGUACACCUAAACGAUGAUAAUAUGAGUCCAUCUCGACUCCGAGACGGCUCAUCUGCAGUUGAGUAUCUUCACAUACUCGAGAGCGGUAUGGGAGCGGAUGCCAUGCGGGUGUUUACACAGGGCUGCAGAACGCUCCGCACGUUCAACUAUACCUUUGGGAAAGUCCGUGAUCUCGAGGAACAUUUCAGACCGCAGGAGGCCGUGAAAGAGCUUGAGCGCCAUGUAGACACGCUUGAGGAGCUCACAAUGCUGUACGAUGAUGACCAUGUGAAGCUGCCUUUGUAUGAUUUGACGGCUCGCGGAUGGUACAUGGGGACAGAGCUGCGGCAAUUUACCAAGUUGAAGAAGCUUCGGAGUGGUAUGCACAGUCUGCUUGGGCUACUGCAUCCACAGUCAGACGCGAUGGAGGCGUAUCCUACAAAUCCUCAGACUGACAAAGAAAGGCCAGAGCUGGCGGACGUGCUUCCGACGUCAAUAGAGCACUUGACUAUCUUGUACGCCGAUGCACGGGUUAUUCCUCACUUACAAAAGGUUGGGGAUGUCCGCGAGAAGCAAUUUCCCAAUCUGAAAAAGGUUAUUGUCGGAUUUUGCUCCGAGUCAACGGAGAAGGAUGUUCAAUUAGAAAUUCCAGGGCUGGAGCUGGCAGUGCUAUAUCAGACUCAGGAGGAAAGAGAGGCCUAUGCUAAUGGCCGAGAGCGCUAUUCGUGGGUUGGGUCUCCGGUCUUUAGGGACUGAUUUAUAUACACAGGAUUUCCUUACCCUUCGGCGACUACUAGAUCAAUGUUCUCCUCUGUCAAUCUGGUCAAUUCCACAUGCCUCAGUAACCGAGGAGCCUCCCAAGUUUGCAAUUCGGAAGAAUGGAACUGUGUGUCAACAAUGCUAUUCAUAUCAUGGGAUGUUGCAUUUCCCCUUGUCGGCAAGCUCAAGCAAUGACAACUGCCGGCUCGGGCUCGGUGGUGGUUGGGAAGACGCGGGACGGCUAGUUCUCCGAUAACCGGCAGAAGGCGAAAUGACAUGGAGUUGUGGUAUAAAGCUGCUUCAUAUAAUGUUAGCACACACCUCUUUAAAGCAUAACCAGUAUUCCGUACAAUGGCCCACCCACAAUGGCCCAGGGGUGGGCCACUAGCAAAUUGUC
Aspergillus glaucus CBS 516.65 is the source of this 1816-nucleotide messenger RNA. Its product is annotated as F-box protein. The transcript is spliced from 2 exons. Gene Ontology annotation, molecular function: protein binding. The record is from RefSeq and is a predicted model, not a curated record. Bases 1 to 1416 code for a protein of 471 amino acids. NCBI's taxonomy places the organism in Eukaryota, Fungi, Ascomycota, Eurotiomycetes, Eurotiales, Aspergillaceae.